Dreissena polymorpha is the source of this 3989-nucleotide messenger RNA. RefSeq lists its product as uncharacterized. The coding region runs from base 253 to 2088 and encodes 611 amino acids. NCBI's taxonomy places the organism in Eukaryota, Metazoa, Mollusca, Bivalvia, Myida, Dreissenidae. The record is from RefSeq and is a predicted model, not a curated record. The transcript has 13 exons.
AUUUACCGAAAUAGAUGACAACAUGGGUGUGCAAUACUGCCAUUUAUUGACAUGAUUACUACUUAAAAUUUAUUAUAUUGUUUUAUUGUCACAUGUUCUAUUAAAGGUAUGUGUAAGCUUUCGAACACUUGUCGUGCCAAAAAAUACUGACCAUCAUCCUUAAAUGUAACGUGCUAAAGAUAAAGAACUAAGUAAUUCCAGCAGUCUUGUUUUGGCCAUUAUACAUACAGAGUCUGGUUGGGUCAGGAAACUAUGAGCACCAUCGACACACUACAUCAUGCAACAGAGGCUGUCCAAGCCAUGGAGAGGCUGUACCUGGAACUGAAAGAUGUCAAACAUGGCAUCAAUUUUGAAGUGUUCCAAAAGUGUAUGGAUUGCCUGGAUGACCUGAAAUCUAUCAAGUCCAGCCUUGAAGGGUCAGAGGUGAAGGUCAAAGCUCCAGAGGUCAAAGAGGAUUUCCUUGUGGAGCUUAAGCAACUGACCUUGAUGCACAUCCCAUCAUCCAUGGAAAAAGAUGUUUGCCUUAAAUUUCAAGAUUUAAUUCAGAAAACUUUUGAAGGGACAGGUGUUGAUGUAGUGUAUGCAUGCCUUCUGACAUGCCCGUGGUAUGCCUGCACUCAACAGGAGAGAGGGGAGCAGGCCAAAUACAACACACUGUUUGUGGUGUACCAGUCAAGCCUCAGGAGCUUUUGUGCACCAGUCAGCAGCCAUGUUGUGGAAAAGACUAGCAUUGUUGACAAGGAGUGGCUGUAUGGCUGUGAGCUGUUCCACUUUGUGCAGUCGUUGUGUAAAGGCCGGACACGCAAUGUGGAGGCCCUGCACUGCCCAGAGCCUGCUGUAAUCUACCAGACAGAAGCUUGGAAACAACUCGGGAAAAGCCUACACUAUAAAUAUGUCACUGGUCUGCGAUGUUAUCUGGAAGCUUGUCGUGGCCAGGCAGUUGGAGGGAUUGGCAAGAAAGGAAAGGACGGGAAAUUCAGAUUGGCAGAUGGAACCACUUUCAGGCAGCUGUGCGAUUCCUUUAGACUGAUGAAUCACGCGUACAACAGUGUGAAAGGCUUUGGCCCUUGUACAUAUGAGACCUCACCACUGCCUGAUGUCGGCAAGCGAGCCAUGGCCUUCAUGCAGUCCAUGUACCAGAACCCAGAUGUUUCUAAGAAAGAUGCUUUCACCCUGCUUCUGGAGUGGUAUGAACAGUUCAACAAGGAACCAGCCCCUGUAUAUAGCAAACCUGAGGAAGUGCAAGGAAUUGUGGGGGAUUGGCAUAUGCAAAUGAGAUUGCAUGGAAGGCCUCUCUCACUGAGCAGAGUUCUGCCAGAUGACCUGACAGAGAUGUGUAGCCUGAUGGAGAAGAUAGGGGGCCCAGUGUCCAACCUUGAUCCUGCACAGAUUGUACUGAUCACUCAGGCAGGCAGCUUCAUGUAUGGCUUGUCCACGCCCACCAGUGAUGUGGACUACCUGGUUAUAUAUGCAGAGAAAACAGAGAAAUAUCUCACUGCCUGCAAAAAGCUACCAGAAAGUUUUGAAUCAAGGGGUCCUACAAAACAGAUAGAAUAUGGUGCCUAUGAAAUCAGAUGCUUUGCUGAAAUGGUACUGAAAGGAAGUGUAGUAAUACUUGAGCUGCUGUACAAAGAUGGCCAUAACUACAUGAGUCCAGCGUGGACAGAACUGUCCUCACAACGGGACCGGUUUGUGUCCGAGACUGCUAUACAGCAAUACAUGGGGCUUGUGAAGAACAAUCUGCACAUGAUAAAAAGGGAGAAACAUAAAGACAUGCCUCAGGAGAGAAAACUGUUUUAUCAGAUCUACCACAAGCUGGCCAGUGUGGAAUACCUCCUGCAAGGGAAGACCCCGCCUGUGAGAUGCUCCGGACCAAUCAAGGACUUCAUCAUGAGGGUCCGGACACAACCCCUUGAGGGCGAGCUGUCAAGGGAUGAACUUUUUAAAGAUUGUAUGCAGAAGAUCAACGAUAUGGAACACAGACUUGCCAACAGGCCGUCACGUCUUUCAGAGAACUGUGAUAUGGAGAUACUCACGUCAUGGAUAAUGUCAGUGCGUGGGCUCAGUACAGUGGCCUCUGAGAGUUGAUACCAAUAUGAAAAGCUAGAACUUUACAAUUGUCCAUUAUUACUUUGUAUUGAGAUUUUUUUAAUUAAUGCACUGAUUAAUAAUCAGUUUAUGAAUAAUGCCGUCUUUUCAACUCUGUAUACUGUUUUUUGAGGUUUAAGGCACUCUUUAGAAAACCUAGAAGUUUAGAAUUUUUAAAUCAUUAUUAUUGUGUAUAGACACACUAUGACGUCUUAAUCUUCAUUAACUUAUUAAUGUGUUACAUUUGUUUCAAGGGAAGAUGAUACUAUGUUACAAUUGUUUAUUGACUUUUUAUGCCCCCAUUUCGAAGAAAAGGGGGUAUAUAGUUUUCGCACUGUCCGUCGGUCGGUCGGUUGGUCGGUCGGUCAGUCGGUCGGUCACACUUCGUGUCCGCUCUCUAAUUCAAAUAGUUUUCAUCCGAUCUUUACCAAACUUGGUAAGAAGUUGUAUCCAGACAAUAUCUAGGUCAAGUUUGAAUAUGGGUCAUGCCGGGUCAAAAACUAGGUCACUGGGUCACUUAGUGCAUUUCAUGGAUUUAGCAUGGUGUCCGCUCUCUAAUUGAAGUAGUUUUCAUCUGAUCGUUACUAAACUUGGUCAGAAGUUGUAUCAAGACAUUAUCUAGGUCAAGUUCGAAUAUGGGUCAUGCCCUGUCAAAAACUAGGUCACUGGGUCACUUAGUGCAUUUCAAGGAUUUAGCAUGGUGUCCGCUCUCUAAUUGAAGUAGUUUUCAUCUGAUCUUUACUAAACUUGGUAAGAAGUUGUAUCAAGACAAUAUCUAGGUCAAGUUCGAAUAUGGGUCAUGCCGGGUCAAAAACUAGGUCACGGGGUCACUUAGUGCAUUUCAAGGAUUAAGCAUGUUGUCCGCUCUCUAGUUUAUGUGGCUUUCUGAUUUAUAUUGAUAUUCUAAGUCAUUUUUAUGCCCCCAAAGGAGGGCAUAUAGUGAUCGGAUUGUCCGUUCGUCUGUCCGUCCGUCUGUCCUUCACACUUUGCGUUUAGAUUUCGAAAAAUGCUCAUAACUUCUAUGUCGCUUCUGAUAGCAAUUUCAUAUUUGGCAUGCAUGUGUAUAUGGACAAGGUCUUCCCAUAUGCACACAAAUUUUGACCCCUGUGACCUUGACCUUGAACUUAGGGUCAGUGUUUAGGUUCCAAAUCUGCGUUUAGGAUUUGAAAAAAAGCUAAUAACUUCUACCAAUCGUUUACACAGUUAUACUUUUAUGUAGUGACACAGUUACAGUUGGGGGCAUCCGUGUCCUGUCGACACAUUUCUUGUUUAACUUACACUUUUAAAGUUAAUCUUCAGAAAAAUAUUCUAUGAUUGUAACAGGACAAAGCACCCACAUAGUCAGUACCUCUUUCUGAAUUGGACCAUGCAGUCUACAUUUUAUCGUUUUUUUUACUUCUUUUUAUCAACUUCUUUUUAUCCACUUCAAUUGUUAACUGACUGGAUUAUGGGUAUAUCCUAUGUGUGUCCGUCUGAAUCUUAAUCCUUCGAUAACAAAAUAAAAAGAACUUAAUCUAGGUUUAUAAAACUUGUAAUGUGGAUAGAGGACUAUAUGGGAAGUAUGCACGUUAUUUAAUUUUUCGUAAGAUAAAAAUUAUUGUUGUUAUGAUAGCAGAUGAUAUGCUUACAGAAAUAACUGAAAACUUAUAUCUAGAUCCUUUGAAAACUCAAAAGUACGUAAGUUCGGUUGAUGAAACUUGGUAUGUGGAUAGAGGGCUAUAUAGGAAGAAUAUGUGUUAUUUAAUUUGUUUGUCAGAUAAAAAGUGUCGUUGCUAUGCUUACAGAUGAUAUGGAUACAGAAAUAGAUGAAAACUUUAAUCUAGAUCAAUUGAUUGUGUUGGCUAGGUUGAUAAAACUUGGUUUGCAGAUAUGACCAUAAUUGGAAUACACACAUUAUAAUA